GAGGGGGUGUUCCCGGUAUUCCUUUGCUUCCUGCAUUUUGCUGCGUCUCAGUGCUACCAACUAGAAACAAAGAACACUUUAACUUUUAAGUUAUAUGCCGCUUGCAGUAAUACAAAGUUGUGAUCUGAAAUUUAAAAUUGAGUGUCCUCCUUGUUAUGGUAUUGAAGGGUUCAUAGCCUAGGACCCCAGAGUUCUCAAUGAUCCAGGGGCUCCCCAGACACAGCCACUACGAACAGACUGUAUUGAGGGAAAAAUAGGAAGCUGCUCAAACAUCAAACUGUUAACAUUUUGACAUGGUAACUUUGAAAAGUGUGAGGGCUUUUCGGAGGUAAGAAACAGAAUACUGCCCUAGCCACCGUCACUCUGGGGCACAGAGAUGCACUUAUUUCAAGGUGAUCCUGGGAACAGUUUGCAAGGCUUCAGUUGUUCCUGCCAAGGGUCUGGAAGGCUCUCCUUGCAGUUGGACUUGAUUUCUCAGCUACUCCAUUUCGCCAGCAGACUUCUGGGACAAAGACUGUUCGAAAAGCUAAUGAAGAUGACCUUUUAUGGGCAGUUUGUGGCUGGCGAGGACCAGGAGUCCAUUCAACCCAUGAUCCGGCGUAACAGGGCCUUUGGCGUGGGCUCCAUCCUGGACUACGGUGUGGAGGAGGACCUGAGCACAGAGGAGGCGGAGCGCCAAGAGAUGGAGUCCUGCACCUCAGUGGCAGAGAGGGAGGGCGGAGGCCCCAGUAAGAGGGAGAAGCAGUACCAGGCCCACCAGGCCUUUGGAGACCGCAGGGAUGGCGUCGUCAGUGCCCGCACCUACUUCUACACCAACGAAGCCAAGUGUGACGGCCACAUGGAGACGUUCCUGCGCUGCAUUGAGGCUUCAGCUGGAGCCAGCGAUGAUGGCUUCUCGGCCAUUAAGCUCACGGCCCUGGGGAGACCCCAGUUUCUGCUGCAGCUCUCGGACGUGCUGAUCAAGUGGAGACGGUUCUUUCACCAAAUCGCUGCAGAGCAAGGGAAGGCCGGGCUGGCUGCCCUGGACACAAAGCUGGAGGUGGUGGCGCUGCAGGAGAGCAUGGCGAAGAUGGGCAUUGCCUCCAGGAAGGAGAUGGAGGACUGGUUCACCGCAGAGACCCUGGGCGUGUCCAGCACCCUGGACCUGCUGGACUGGAACAGCCUCAUUGACAGCAGGACCGAGCUCUCCAAGCACCUGGUGGUCCCCAACAUGCAGACAGGACAGCUGGAGCCUCUGCUGUCAGGGUUCACUGAGGAGGAGCAGCAGCAGAUGGCGAGGAUGCUGCAGAGAAUGGAUGUCCUGGCCAAGAAAGCCGCCAAGGUGGGGGUGCGGCUGAUGGUGGAUGCUGAGCAGACCUACUUCCAGCCGGCCAUCAGCCGCCUGACGCUGGAGAUGCAGCGCAAGUUCAACGUGGACAAGCCACUCAUCUUCAACACGUACCAGUGCUACCUCAAGGAUGCCUAUGACAAUGUCACCCUGGACGUGGAGCUGGCUCGCCGUGAGGGCUGGUGUUUUGGAGCCAAGCUGGUGCGGGGUGCAUACAUGGCCCAGGAGCGGGCCCGCGCGGUGGAGAUUGGCUAUGAGGACCCCAUCAACCCCACGUAUGAGGCCACCAACACCAUGUACCACAGGUGCCUCAGCUAUGUCCUGGAGGAGCUGAAGAACAACGCCAGGGCUGAAGUGAUGGUGGCCUCCCACAAUGAGGACACAGUGCGCUUCACGCUGCGCAGGAUGGAGGAGUUGGGCCUGCACCCCGCCGAUCGCCAGGUGUACUUUGGACAGCUGCUGGGCAUGUGUGACCAGAUCAGCUUCCCACUAGGUCAGGCAGGCUUCCCUGUGUACAAGUACGUGCCCUAUGGCCCUGUGAUGGAGGUGCUUCCCUACCUGUCCCGCCGUGCCCUGGAGAACAGCAGUAUCAUGAAGGGUGCCCUGCGGGAGCGGCAGCUGCUAUGGCAAGAGCUCAAGCGGAGGCUGUGCACAGGCAGCCUCUUCAGCCGCCCCGCCUAGUGCCCGUGGGCCGCCACCACCACCACCUGCCACCAGACGGCCUCUCAGGGCCCUCAGGCCUGGGCAGGGUCUGUGCGGUCUGGGUGGCCCCUAGGCCGAGGCUGCUAUAGUCCAGCCUCACACAGAUUCACCUUUUUAUACCCAAGACGAUGAGACUGCUCGAAGUGGGGGCCUCUGUGACCCCUGGCUCCUACCAGGAUGUGGGCACUCAGGUAUAGGCUGAAUCUGAUACCUGCCAGAGCCACUGAGACCAUCAGGACUGCCCUUUGAGUGGGCACUGCCACCAUCUCUGCCCAGCCCAUGACCUUAGACCUGAAGGUCCACCUUCCACCAGGGUCUAACCCACAUACCUAAAGCCCUACAGGUGUCCAGUAGCCAGGAUGAGGAAGGUGGGCUAAUCAAUAAACCACUAUUUCUGCAGAUAAGAACCCUCAAAGCCCUUUCCUGUGGCGCCCUCAGGUGGGGGUCAGCAGCAGAGAGGGAGUGGUUCCAGUGGCCGGAGAAAGCUCACCGGUCUGCCUAGUCCAAAUCACGUGGCCUUGGGGGCCACGCCCACACCUCCCUUCAGGCUGUACCGCAGACCCCACCUUGCAGGGUGCUGGGCAUCCCUACUCCCCAACUCCACAACCCAAGACAACAGCAGGGCUGCUAGGCUCAGACCGACGUAGACAGGAUGCUUCCAGGGACUGGUGUGUGGUGCUUCCCCAACCUCCGUCUCUUCCUCCCUCAAACCCUUCCUGCUGCCCUGUGCCCACGACCUACACCAGGCUUUUGCUGCUCUGGUAGGAACAGGCCCGUGGCUGCUUGCCCCCCACUCUUCAGCUGCCAACCCCAGAGAAGAGACUGGAUGUGGUCCUAGCACCCCAGCGGAAAGGGUGGGGCUGGGCCCACGUCUGCACGAGGAGAGCCCCAGGAAGGGGCCUCUGACAAGGGGGUGGGGGCACCCUCUGCUUGUUCCUGUCACGGAGCUACCAGGGAGGACUCCAGCUGGGUCCUGGUCAUAACAGACAUCACAGAGCUGUCACAAAGCCACUUGCAGGCC
Molecule: messenger RNA, 3050 nt
Organism: Molossus molossus (Pallas's mastiff bat)
Lineage: Eukaryota; Metazoa; Chordata; Mammalia; Chiroptera; Molossidae
Product: proline dehydrogenase 1, mitochondrial-like
Exons: 14
Coding region: 377-2008 (543 amino acids)
Cellular component (GO): mitochondrion
Molecular function (GO): FAD binding; proline dehydrogenase activity
Source: RefSeq, a predicted model, not a curated record